AUGUCGGCGACGCCGAAGCUGUACAACGAGGCGGACGUCGCCGCCCUCGUUCGCUCGCUCGACCGGGCCGAGGACCACCACAUCUUCGCCGUAGAUGUCCUGGAGACGUACCCGUACUUGGCGGAGUCGUACACGAAGGUCUGCCCGCGACGCUGCGAUCUCGCGACCGCCGCGCAGAAGGCGCUGGAGGGAGCCUACAGCUACGAUUUGCGUCUGGAAGGGCUCAAGGCCGACAUUGCCCUGAUGGCGUCGAACUGCGUCGCGUAUAACGGCCCCACGAGCGCGUACGCGGAGACAGCGGCGAAGUUUGAGCGCUACGCGCUCGAGCAGAUCGAUGCCUUUGUCUUGCAGCACAACGGCGGGUGCCGCGUGUCGCGUCUGCGCUUGCCGAGGGCGAGCGCGUCGCAAGAGCACGCGUCGGCGGAUGGUACCGCGCCAAAGAAGGGAAGCACUGGCACGUCGGCGGCGUACAAGACCGCAGCGGCGGCGCUCCCGAGUACGCGGGAGAUGGUGCAGCUGGUGGAUUCGCUGAAUAGACGCGAAGACGGCGGUGCCUUCUCCGUAGACGUGGCGGAGGCGUACCCGGACCUGCGCGACAGCUAUCGAAAGAUUUGCCCGCGCCCCAUGAACCUCAUCCUCAUGCACCAACGCGCGAAGGAGGGGUACUACACAAGUGGCUCCGCCACCGUCUACGGCGACACCGUUGCCGCGUCCUUAACGAGGCUCCGUGAGGACAUCGAGCUGCUCGUGCGCAACUGCAUCACCUUCAAUGUGAAGGUGCAGUCGUGGGUGACGCUCGCGCGCUCCUUUCAGGCCUUUGCGCACCGCCGCGUGGACGACUUUGUCCUCCGUCGCGCCACAUUUCUGCGCGGCACGGCGAUGGGUGCGGAUGUGUACGAGAGCAAAGGCAACGCAUCGGCCUCCGCUCCCUCAGCGACGGCAAGCGGUACUGCGGGCGGUGAUGACGCCGACCGCUCCGGGCAGGCGAGCCCGACAGCCGCGGCUGACACGGUCACGGCGACCAGUGGGGGCAUCGGCGGCAGCGCGGUGGCAGCUGGUUCGCGCAAACGCGAGCGCGCGGAUGAGCGUGUCACCGCCUCCGGUGGCCGUCUUCGCGCCCCUGUCCCAGUGUCUCGGGUGCAGGUUGUCGCAGAAGCAACGCCGCAGGUCUGCCCUACCCCUCUCCAGCCAAGCUUGACGAUCCCGCCGCUGCUGCGGCGUAGGCUGACCCUGGACCACGUGCGCCACACGCGGCUGCCUCUGCGACGAGUCGGAGUGUCCGUGUCGCGCGACGAGCUGUACCCGCCUGCGGUCUCCCCCGCUGACGUCAAAGCCUCCUCCGAUUCUUCAGCUGCGGCUGGUGGCGCAGAGGCGGCGACAGCAUCGACGGCGAUGGUGAACAUCGACGCCUCCUGUAGCGCGAGUCACGUGCUUAAGCUUCUGCGCGAGUCCGUGGUCAAAUUCUUCGCAGCGCAGCGCAGUGGCACGGACUUUGUCGACACGUUUGCCUACUCUGCGCGAGAGGAACAGUUAUAUCUCUCCGUGCUCGCGGUGGUGGCGGAGAAGUACCAGUGCACCGCAGCGCACCUUCUACUGUACGAAACCGAGUCUGCUGAGCUCCAGGAGUGGGCCGCACUGCGUGCCUUGGACAGCUGCCGCGAUGCAGGCCGGAUGGCGCCGGCGUCGGCCGACGCCGGCGACACCAUUGCGGGCGACCUUCAUUAUUUGUACUUUGUGCGUUUUCUCGUGCAGUGGCCGCAGCUCGCCUCGCUGUGCUGCACCACGGCCACCCCCUCGUCAGUCCCGGCCAGCGCGGCAGCUGCGCGAGGGGCGGCGCAGGGCUCGCUGCGCAUCUCACGCGAGCAGCUCAAAGUUGUGGCGCAAGUGACGCACAUCACGCAGGAAUUUCUUCAGUUCGUCGAGGCCAUCGAGGAGCGGCAGCGCCAGUAA
Leishmania major strain Friedlin is the source of this 1950-nucleotide messenger RNA. RefSeq lists its product as hypothetical. The transcript has a single exon. Gene Ontology annotation, molecular function: protein binding. The coding region runs from base 1 to 1950 and encodes 649 amino acids. Lineage: Eukaryota; Euglenozoa; Kinetoplastea; Trypanosomatida; Trypanosomatidae. The record is from RefSeq and is a predicted model, not a curated record.